Molecule: messenger RNA, 843 nt
Organism: Penicillium longicatenatum
Lineage: Eukaryota; Fungi; Ascomycota; Eurotiomycetes; Eurotiales; Aspergillaceae
Product: SWIB/MDM2 domain protein
Exons: 5
Coding region: 1-843 (280 amino acids)
Biological process (GO): transcription initiation at RNA polymerase I promoter; nucleolar large rRNA transcription by RNA polymerase I
Cellular component (GO): nucleus; RNA polymerase I upstream activating factor complex
Molecular function (GO): RNA polymerase I cis-regulatory region sequence-specific DNA binding
Source: RefSeq, a predicted model, not a curated record
AUGUCGCUUUCAUCUGAGGUGCGCGAUCGGUUUACCGAGAUAAUCGACUCGAUUUUAGCGAAAAGUGACCUCAAUACUAUCUCCGAGAAGCGCAUUCGCAAGGGUCUGCAGGAGGAAGUCGGCUAUGACCUCACACCCCAAAAGGCUGAGGUUAAGCAGCUCAUCAUGGAGCGAUUCGAUAUCUACGCGGAGAAAAACGGUGUCGGCGAAUCCCCCGAGGAGGCCACAGAGGAUACCGCAAACAACGGUCACCAGGAUGGUGAUUCUGCCUCCGCGGUUCCCUCGCCACCCCCAUCCUCAUCCCCCGUGAAGCGCCAGGCCGAAAGUGAAGAAGCGUCCGAUCCGAGUGAAUCCUCCCCUCCCCCGAAGAAACUCAAGCCUGACGCCGAUGUUGACGCCGAUGCCCUAUUUGCUGCCAAGCUGCAAGCUGAAGAGAACUUGCGCGCGCGACCAACACGAGGGGGAAAUACACGACGGGCAGCUCCUACAAAGAAAAAAAGCAAAACCAAGGCCAAGACGUCCAAGAGGGUCAAGGCAGAAGAUGAUUCGGAUGUCGAGUCAGGCUCCGACACAAAGAAAGAGGUCAAUCGGACCGGUGGAUUCCAUAAACCUCUCAAUCUGUCACCUCCUCUAUCUGCGCUCCUGGGCGAGGCCACGCUGUCGCGGCCUCAAACGGUGAAAAAGGUCUGGCAAUAUAUUCGGGAAAAUGAACUCCAGGACCCAAGUGAUCGCCGCCAGAUUCGUUGUGACGAUGCGAUGCGCGCUGUCUUCAAGCAAGACCGGGUGCACAUGUUCACCAUGACUAAGAUUCUCAAUCAGAACCUGUACAGCCCCGACGAGUAG